Argentina anserina (silverweed cinquefoil) is the source of this 746-nucleotide messenger RNA. RefSeq names its product pleckstrin homology domain-containing protein 1. The transcript has a single exon. The record is from RefSeq and is a predicted model, not a curated record. The coding region runs from base 49 to 483 and encodes 144 amino acids. NCBI's taxonomy places the organism in Eukaryota, Viridiplantae, Streptophyta, Magnoliopsida, Rosales, Rosaceae.
UUCUUCUUCAGUUCUUCUAAUCAGAAUUCGAUCCCACUAAACUCUCCGAUGGCGAGUCUAUGGCGGGCCGCGACGGGCCUGACCGACAAGCCAGCCGACCACGACGGCGUGGAGUUCUGGUCAAACCCGGAGCGGACGGGGUGGCUAACCAAGCAAGGGGAGUACAUCAAGACGUGGCGUCGCCGCUGGUUCGUUCUGAAGCAAGGCAAGCUCUUCUGGUUCAAAGACUCCACCGUCACGCGCGCGUCGAGAUCACGCGGCGUGAUCCCGGUGGCCAAGUGCCUGACGGUGAAGGGCGCGGAGGACGUGGUGAACAAGCAGUACGCUUUCGAGCUCUCCACGCGCUCCGAGACCAUGUACUUCAUCGCCGACUCGGAGAAGGAGAAGGAGGACUGGAUCAACUCGAUCGGACGGUCGAUCGUGCAGCACUCCAGGUCGGUGACGGACUCUGAGGUCGUGGAUUACGAUAGCAACAAGAACUAGAACAAUGCCUUUUAGGUUAGUUUCGGCGCGUGCAUAAAUGUGGAGUCCUCUAACUCUUUUCUGUUUGUUUAUAUUAAAUUAUCAUUGUGUUUCUUGGUUAUGGUUGGGUUUGCUAAAUUUGUCCUGCUUUUGUUAUUAGGUUUAAUCCCAAUUUGGGAUUGUUGAUUAGUUUUUAUUUGAUUGGUGUGUAAAGUUUGGAUUUUUAAGGGAAAGAUUAGUGCUUUGAUAUAUAUAAUCCAAUUGAUCUGGUAUCAUUAAUUUGG